Messenger RNA from Trichoderma asperellum CBS 433.97, 1509 nucleotides. RefSeq lists its product as uncharacterized. Gene Ontology annotation, molecular function: iron ion transmembrane transporter activity. Lineage: Eukaryota; Fungi; Ascomycota; Sordariomycetes; Hypocreales; Hypocreaceae. Gene Ontology annotation, cellular component: membrane. The record is from RefSeq and is a predicted model, not a curated record. Gene Ontology annotation, biological process: iron ion transmembrane transport.
AUGGCGUCCGAUGAUGAGCGCACCGCUCUGCUUGAGCCAGCCUAUCGCCAUGUCUCACCCGCAGUCUCUCGACGGCUAUACGUGUCGCACUUUUUGUCAACUUGGAAUUCUAGAGUUUUUGAGUUUGGCGGAGUGCUUUACCUGGCGACUGUUUUCCCGGGAACUUUGCUGCCAAUGUCCUUGUAUGCCUUGAUUCGCGGUGUAUCUGCAAUCAUCUUUGCGCCAGCGAUUGGAUGGUACAUUGAUACAGGCAACCGCCUUCAGGUUGUUCAAGUCUCCAUAGUCUUCCAGAGGCUAGUAGUUGCAGCAUCCUGUGCAGUCUUCUAUAUCCUCGCUGUCGAUACACAAUUUUCCUCUGGUGUAAGAGCAGGACUAGUCGCCGUCGUAACAUUCUUUGCCUGUGUGGAGAAGCUAUGUUCGAUAUUGAAUCUAGUGUCUGUUGAAAAGGAUUGGGUUGUUGUCGUAUCGGAACGAAAUCCGGAAGUCCUUCGAGACAUGAAUGCGCAGAUGCGACGAAUCGACCUGCUCUGCAAAUUAUUUGGGCCUUUAUUCAUCGCCACGAUAGACGCUUAUUCGUCCCGGGUAGCUAUCAUUGCCAACUUUGCAAUGAACGCAGCAUCUAUAUUGAUCGAGUACUUCGCCAUCGCUCGGGUCUACUACGAAGUUCCAGAGCUACAAGAGGCAAAGAUCAACGGACGGCACGAAGUUCCCGGGGAACCGGAAGCUCAGUCGUCUCACAACUCAAACCCUAUUGUUAGUGCCAUCUGGCAGCGACUGAUCGCCAUCAUUCACAAAUCGGCGCAGGAUUUCUCUUUAUAUCUGAAGCAUCGGGCGUUUCUCCCAUCCAUUGCCGGCGCAAUCUUGUAUUUCACGGUCCUUAGCUUUGGAGGCCAAAUGGUUACGUAUUUACUCUCUGCGGGCUAUAGCUCCUUGCAGGUCGGCAUUGCGAGAACGGUUGGCGUGGUAUUUGAAGUCCUGGCCACGUGGGUGGCACCGUGGCUCAUGGGACGAAUCGGGGAGAUCAGAGCGGGCCUCUGGAUGAGCACCUGGCAGGUCACAAUGCUGGUUGCGGGAGUAUCUGUAUUUUGGAUGUUUGAUAUGAACAGCAACUCGCUCAUAGCAGCAAGCGGCCUUGUGGGAGGCACCGUCUUGAGUCGUUUGGGCCUUCGAGGAUUUGACCUCUGCGUCCAGCUCAUCGUGCAAGAGGAAGUCGAAGCCGAGAAUCGCGGCGUCUUCUCUUCCGUUGAGGCUGCUUGGCAAAGCGCCUUUGAGCUUCUCGCUUAUACGUCCACCAUUGUCUUUUCUCGCCCCGAGCAGUUCAAAUGGCCGUCGCUCAUCUCAACCAUUGCCGUUGCGUCAGCCAGCAGUGCUUAUGCAGCGUUUGUUUACCUGCGCCGAGGCCACUUGCUGCAUCUCGAGGCUCUCACAUGCUUACUGCGGGCCGAGAAGGGGAAACAGCGCGACCGAGAGAGUGACAUUGAGCAAAUCUCAGUUAGAUCGGAGAUGUAG